AUGUCCAGAGAUCCAGUCGUCAAGGUCCCCGCCUUCGACCGCCGGUCAGAUCUCCUUGCACCGGCCCCAUAUGGAUCCUCCCACAGGUGGUGGGCCCAUCGAAGGGCGGCCCCACGUCACUCCUUCGGGCUGUGCCCUGCUGGGCCCCACAGGAAAAGGCCCGGCCACCAGGAUGGCUCCAGGCAGCGCAAAGAACGUAAGAAGACGGUGUCCUUCAGCAGCAUGCCCACGGAGAAGAAGAUCAGCAGCGCCAGCGACUGCCUCAGCGCCAUGGUGGAGGGCACAGAGCUCAAGAAGGUCCGCUCCAACUCCAGAGUCUACCACCGCUACUUCCUCCUGGACGCAGACAUGCAGUCCCUCCGGUGGGAGCCCUCCAAGAAAGAAUCGGACAAGGCCAAGAUCGACGUGAAGUCCAUCAAAGAAGUGCGCACGGGGAAGAACACGGACACUUUUAGAACGAACGGGACCUACGAGCAGAUCUCAGAGGACUGCGCCUUUUCGAUCAUCUUUGGGGACAAUUACGAGUCGCUGGAUUUGGUCGCCAACACUGCUGACGUCGCCAACAUUUGGGUGACGGGACUGAGGUAUCUGAUUUCGUACGGGAAGCAUUCGUUAAACGUGAUCGAGAGCAGCCAGAACAACAUGCGCUCGUCGUGGUUGAGCCAACUUUUUGAUAACGCGGACACUAGCCACAGCAAACAGAUUAGCAUAUGCACAGCGGUUCAGCUCAUCAAAGAGCUCAACCCCGGACUCAAAAACGUCAAAACGGAACUGAAAUUUAAGGAGCUGCUCAAGGCGAAAGACAGAGUCGGUUCUGACGUUACGAGAGACGAGUUCAUCGAAGUUUACCACGAUUUGUGCACGAGGCCAGAGAUUUAUUUCCUAUUUGUACAGUUUUCUAGCAACAAGGAGUUUUUAGAUACCAAGGACUUGAUGAUUUUUCUCGAGGCGGAGCAGGGUAUGCCGCAGGUUAGCGAAGAAACAAGCAUAGAGGUUAUCCAGAAGUAUGAACCAUCGAAAGAGGGGCAAAUCAACAACUGGCUUUCUUUGGACGGAUUCACCAACUACCUUAUGUCUCAGGAAUGUCAUAUCUUCGAUCCAGAGCAUAAAACGGUAUGCCAAGAUAUGAACCAACCUCUCUCGCAUUAUUUUAUCAAUUCUUCGCACAACACAUAUCUUAUAGAAGACCAGUUCAGGGGCCCUUCCGACGUAACGGGAUACAUCCGAGCUUUGAAAAUGGGCUGCAGGAGCGUGGAGCUGGACGUCUGGGACGGUCCCGACAACGAGCCGGUCAUUUACACUGGACACACGAUGACGUCGCAGAUCGUUUUCCGUAACGUUAUCGACGUGAUUAAUAAAUACGCGUUCGUAGCUUCGGAAUUCCCGCUCAUACUUUGUCUAGAAAACCACUGUUCGUUAAAGCAGCAAAGAGUCAUGUACCAGCAUUUGAAGAAAAUCCUCGGGGAUAAAAUGCACCUAGUUUCGCCCAAACCCGAAGAUCCGUACCUGCCUUCGCCAGCGUCGCUCAAGGGGAAGAUCUUGUUGAAAGGUAAAAAGUUAAGUGUGAACUGCGUAGCGACGGAAGGGGAGGUAACGGACGAAGACGAAGGAGCGGAAAUGUCGCAACGUUUGAGCAUAGAAUCCACGGAACAGCCGCCUGCCAUUGUACACAAAAAAUUCCAGCUUUCCAAGGAUCUUUCCGACUUGGUGACGAUGUGCCAAUCUGUGGAGUUCAAAGAUUUCCCGGCGUCGUUUCAGAACCAGAAACCGUGGGAGCUGUGUUCCUUCAACGAGGUCUUCGCCAGCCGAUGUGCCAACGACUACCCGGGCGAUUUUGUGAACUACAACAAGAAGUUUUUAGCGCGCGUCUACCCCAGUCCCAUGAGAAUCGACUCCAGCAAUAUGAAUCCGCAAGAUUUUUGGAAGUGCGGGUGCCAAAUCGUAGCCAUGAACUACCAAACUCCAGGACUCAUGAUGGAUCUGAACAUCGGGUGGUUUCGGCAGAACGGGAACUGCGGGUACGUUCUCCGGCCUGCGAUCAUGAGGGAGCAAGUGUCCUACUUUAGUGCCAACACCAAAGAUUCAGUGCCAGGGGUUUCUCCACAGCUUCUCCACAUUAAGAUCAUCAGCGGGCAGAACUUCCCCAAACCGAAAGGAUCUGGAGCUAAAGGAGACGUGGUGGACCCUUACGUCUACGUUGAGAUCCACGGAAUUCCCGCGGACUGCGCCGAACAAAGGACCAGGACGGUGCACCAAAACGGGGAUAACCCUUUGUUCGACGAGAGCUUCGAGUUCCAGAUAAACCUGCCGGAGUUGGCCAUGGUGCGAUUCGUGGUUCUGGACGAUGAUUAUAUCGGCGACGAGUUCAUCGGUCAGUACACCAUACCCUUCGAAUGCCUGCAGCCCGGUUUUCGCCACGUGCCGCUUCAGUCGCUCACGGGGGAGAUGCUUCCGCACACGCAGCUCUUCGUUCACGUGGCGAUUACGAACCGGAGAGGAGGAGGGAAGCCGCACAAGAGGGGGCUGUCGGUGCGGAAGGGGAAGAAGAGCCGGGAGUACGCGAGCAUGAGGGUGCUGCUGAUCCGGACCAUAGACGACGUGUUCAAAACGGCGCUGCUGUCCCUGAGGGAGGCCACGGAUCUCAGAGAAAACAUGCAGAACGCGCUGGUGUCCUUCAAAGAGCUGUGUGGGCUGUCGGCGGUGGCCAACCUCAAGCAGAGUCUCCUGGCCCUGUGUCCUCGGCUCUCAGGACCAGACGGAGCUCCUCUGCUGCUCUUCAACCUCUCGGACCAGUACCCCAGCCUGGAGCCUCAGGGCCUGCUGCCGGACGUGCUGCGCAAAGUGGUCACCUCCUACGAAACGCGAUGCAGUUCCACGAGAACCUCCACGAGCUGGCGGUGAAGGAGGGACUGAAGGGACGUAAGCUGCACAAGGCCGUGGAGAGCUUCACCUGGAACAUCACCAUCCUCAAGGGUCAGGCGGACCUUCUGAAACACGCCAAGAGCGAGGUCCAGGAGAACCUGAAGCAGAUCCACUACGCCGCUCUGACCUGCAGCCUGACCAAAGGAGGAGGAGGAGGAGGAGGGUCCCAGUCUGGAGACGGGAAGGGACGCCG
Boleophthalmus pectinirostris (great blue-spotted mudskipper) is the source of this 3115-nucleotide messenger RNA. RefSeq names its product inactive phospholipase C-like protein 2. The transcript has 5 exons. Lineage: Eukaryota; Metazoa; Chordata; Actinopteri; Gobiiformes; Gobiidae. Gene Ontology annotation, molecular function: phosphatidylinositol-4,5-bisphosphate phospholipase C activity. Gene Ontology annotation, biological process: lipid metabolic process; intracellular signal transduction. The record is from RefSeq and is a predicted model, not a curated record. Bases 1 to 2901 code for a protein of 966 amino acids.